Molecule: messenger RNA, 1575 nt
Organism: Hyla sarda
Lineage: Eukaryota; Metazoa; Chordata; Amphibia; Anura; Hylidae
Product: homeobox protein EMX1-like
Exons: 3
Coding region: 215-850 (211 amino acids)
Biological process (GO): central nervous system development; neuron differentiation; regulation of DNA-templated transcription
Molecular function (GO): DNA binding; DNA-binding transcription factor activity, RNA polymerase II-specific
Source: RefSeq, a predicted model, not a curated record
CCUUGGAGCUACUGUUCAGACCAUGCGGUUCUAGAACCUGUAGGAGGGCACUGGUGUAGAGUCAGGGGCAAUUUACAGGGCACAUCCAGGAUAUAGGAGGACUCAUCUCUGACAGCUGGCACACUCUAGGAACUGGCACCGGAUUCUACCACAACUGGCACUGGGUGAUGCCCUCUUCUCUCUGCCUUCUGUAAACUGCCCAAGGGGCAGCACCAUGUUCCUGCCUCCGGCCAGGAAAGGCUUCUCCAUUGAGGCUUUAGUGGGUCCAGACCGAAGUCCAGAGGAACCUCUCAGACCCACCGCUCUAAAGUACCCAGAACACGGGCUCCCGCCUGCCCCCCUCAGACCUGGCAUCCGGCUUCUAGGGGCCCCAGACCUGGUCUUCCCGGAGCCACCUACCAACCCUUAUGGGCACGGACUGGGGAUCCCACAGCACCGCAUCCUGCACCGGGACCCGCUCAGCUUCUGCCCCUGGAUCCUGCGGCACCGGCUGCCUGGGGAGGAAAAUUCUCCAGAAAACUAUUUACUUCAGGGACCUUUUUCACGAAAACCUAAAAGGAUACGAACUGCCUUCUCUCCAUCACAACUUCUGCGACUAGAAGGAGCCUUUGAGAAGAAUCACUACGUCGUUGGAACAGAAAGAAAACAGCUUGCAAACAGCUUGUGUCUCACAGAGACCCAGGUAAAAGUGUGGUUUCAGAAUAGAAGGACAAAACACAAGCGACAAAAAUUAGAAGAGGAGUGUCCAGAAUCUCAACAGAAAAGAAAAAGCAGCCAGCAUAUCAACAGAUGGAGAGUGGCGACAAGUCAGAACAGCCCCAAGGACAUUGAUGUCACAUCCGAUGACUGAUAUCAUCUGUGUAAUAGACUGCACAUGUUACGUGAAGACGGACUAUCUUGUCACGUGAUGAGGUGUCAUCUGCGGGAGACUCUCUCUUUCAGAAACUGUUCUGCAGUAUGGACAUUGGACAAUGCACUUGAGUCAAAGUCUGUAAUUUCACAUCUUUUGACUGGAGUCUCUGGCCAAUUAUUUUGUCCUAAAAUUAUGCAAAAGACGCAACCACACCCCAGAGCUCCAGUGAUAUGUCUACAACUACAGUCCAUGAAUGCCAAACCAGAUGAACGCAGCUGAGAACUGUCUGGAGGGUAUAGCAAUAAGACAAAACUUUUACCUCAGGAAUCCCUAUUGAGUACCAGAUAGAGCAAAUGUAAAUAUAUAUUUAAACAUGGAAGAUGUGGCCAUAAAAGGAGACAAAUUCAUAUUACACCUGUUGACGGUUGUUACCGAAUUUAUUUAUUAAGUCGUGUACAUAUUCCUCAGGAAAACAUUUUGAAUAUCUAUUAAAUUGCAACAAUGCCUAAAAAAGCAAUAUCUUUUCUUACAUUAUAGAUAGCAUUCUUAGCAGUAAGUGGUGUCUUCUCCCCACAAUGCAUCAUUUCCCUAUAGAUUUGCUAGUUGACUUUUAGUUUACCGGUGUGGCCAUUUUGAAUUUCUGUUCAGAUCAACCAAGGUCGAAAAAAUAAUUGCACUUUUUUAUUAUCAAGUGUGACAACCCAUCUCUUUUUCAUGGAAAU